Messenger RNA from Saccostrea echinata, 1273 nucleotides. RefSeq names its product nicotinamide riboside kinase 1-like. The transcript has 7 exons. Gene Ontology annotation, cellular component: cytoplasm. Lineage: Eukaryota; Metazoa; Mollusca; Bivalvia; Ostreida; Ostreidae. The record is from RefSeq and is a predicted model, not a curated record. The coding region runs from base 323 to 928 and encodes 201 amino acids.
AACCGUGUUCGGUUUCUUCCGGAUGUAGAAUUCGGACAUGGCUGACGCAAACAUCAACAAUCGGGAAACAAAUUUAGAAGACGUGCAAAAUCAAUUACAUGAAGCGACUCUAAGCAACGCAGCAACAGACGGUCAACCAGCAAAUGAAGAAGUGGAAGAAAGGGAAAUAACACAAACUGACCAUUUAAAUAAGCGCUUACUGGCCGCAUUUCUCGACCGGAUAAACGGACCAGGCCCGUCGCCAGAACUUCCUCAGGUUGAGCCGGUGGAUAACGAAGGUUGGGAGGAAGAGAGCGAGGAGACGGAGAAGGAUAAGUGAAGCAUGACCGGAAGGGCACCUGUUAUCAUUGGGAUAUCUGGGGUAACAAAUAGUGGGAAAACGUCCCUGACCAACAAAAUCCGAGCUCAUCUGCCGGGAUGUCGAACAAUUUGUCAAGACACCUAUUUCUUGGACCCCCCGGAUCCUCGCCUGACCCCAAUACCAGAACUAGACCAUUACAAUUUUGAUGAACUGAAUGCCCUUGACAUGGAAGCAAUGGUAGCAGAUGUCCAGUCAUGGAAAGAUGCACAAAGUAACUCCACUCCAGUGGGAUCCACCCCUGAUGAUAUGUAUAGCAAUGUACUAAUUGUAGAAGGAUUUAGGAUGUAUGCUUUGAGAGAUUUGGAACAGCUCUUGAUGAAGAAAUAUUUUUGUACAAUUCCAUAUGAUGUGUGCAUAGCUAGAAGGGGAACAAGACAUUACACCCCACCAGAUAAGCCAGGGUAUUUUGAGAAAAUAGUUUGGCCCGAGUCUAUUCUUCAUCAAAGAGAAAUACAGGACCAAGAUGAUAUAGAGUACCUUGAUGGAUCCGGUGACCAAGAUGAAUUGUGUUUGAAAAUUGUGUGUGAUAUCAAACAGCUGUGUAAUGAUAUAGGAAAUUGUGUGUGAUAUCAAACAUUUAUUUAGUGAUAGAAGAAAUUGUGUGUGAUAUCAAACAGCUAAGUAAUGAUUGAAGAAAUUGUGUGUGAUAUCAAACAGCUAAGUAAUGGUUGAAGAAAUUGUGUGUGAUAUCAAACAGCUAAGUAAUGAUUAAAGAAAUUGUGUGUGAUAUCAAAUAGCUAUGUAAUAAUUGAAGAAAUUGUGUGUGAUAUCAAAUAGCUGAAAGAGGAAAUUGUGUGUGAUAUCAAACAGCUUUGUAAUGAUAGAAGAAAUUGUGUUUGUUGUUUUACAUUGUUAGCACCAGGUUUUGAAAUGGAUUUGUGUAUACAAUAAAACAUUUAUUUUUAGAUAUAA